Lactuca virosa is the source of this 1143-nucleotide messenger RNA. Lineage: Eukaryota; Viridiplantae; Streptophyta; Magnoliopsida; Asterales; Asteraceae. The record is from the annotation of a GenBank genome assembly.
AUGUACGUGACCCGAAGCCCAAAUUGUGAAUGGACAUUACAAGAAGAUGUUAUCGCGUGCGGUGCACGUGAAAUCCCUGCUUAUUUUAUCGAACCCCUCUUCUUCCUCCUCCGGCUUCCAAAAGGAUCGGCAAUGGCUCUGCUCCACCGAUUUGGAUGCUGUUCCCCACCUUCUCCUCCUCCUCUUCUCUCAUUCCAAAAGCCAACCUCCGGUUCCGUUUUGUUUACGGUCUCUUCCCUUCCCAGCCGCCGCCGUUUUCCGCGGAGAUUUUCAUCGUUUAGAUUAACCGCAACCCUCGCUGCUGAAUCACCGGCUGGUUCUGUGUCGGACGGAGGAGGUGGACCGCCGAAGCUUCUUAUGGAAGUCAAGGACCUCACUGCCGUCAUCGCUGAAUCGGGAAAGAAAAUUCUCAACGGUGUUAACCUCUCAAUCUACGAGGGCGAGAUUCAUGCUAUUAUGGGCAAAAAUGGUUCUGGGAAGAGUACUUUUGCCAAGGUUCUUGUUGGGCACCGAGAUUAUGAAGUUACUGGAGGAUCUGUUAUUUUCAAGGGAGAGAAUUUGCUUGAAAUGGAAGCAGAAGACAGAUCACUUGCUGGACUUUUUCUAAGCUUUCAAUCUCCAGUUGAAAUUCCAGGAGUAAGCAACAGUGACUUUCUUCAAAUGGCCUACAAUGCCAGAAGAAGAAAACUCAAUCUGCCAGAGCUUGAUCCACUUCAGUUUUAUGGUUACAUCAUGCCCAAGCUGGAAAUGGUGAAUAUAAAGGCAGACUUUCUGAAUAGAAACGUUAAUGAAGGAUUUAGUGGUGGUGAAAAGAAGCGAAACGAGAUUUUACAACUUGCAGUUCUUGGAGCUGAAUUGGCCAUAUUGGAUGAAAUUGAUUCGGGAUUAGAUGUUGAUGCAUUAAGAGAUGUUGCAAAAGCAGUAAAUGCUUUAAUGACUCCCACAAACUCUGUUUUGAUGAUCACUCAUUACAGAAGACUGUUGGAAUUUAUCAAGCCCACCUAUAUCCACAUCAUGGAUGAUGGAAGAAUUACAAAGACGGGCUACAAGUUUUUGACAUGUAGAGAGUUUUUGGGAGUAUUGGAACUACAAGUGAGACUUAACAUGAUGAGAAGUUCCGACUUGAUGCACAAGUUCACAUAG